Molecule: messenger RNA, 953 nt
Organism: Nothobranchius furzeri (turquoise killifish)
Lineage: Eukaryota; Metazoa; Chordata; Actinopteri; Cyprinodontiformes; Nothobranchiidae
Source: RefSeq, a predicted model, not a curated record
GACAUUGAGCAUUUUCUUAUAACUUUUGAAAGAAUAGCAUGUGCAUGUAGAUGGCCGAGAUCUGACUGGGCAUUCCAUUUGAUUCCACUAUUGACGGGUAAAGCCAGAAGUGCUUAUGUACAUAUGGAUGUGGAUGCAUCAAUGGACUAUGAUCAUGUUAAAGCUGCUAUUUUGCAGAAAUAUGAAAUAAGCAGUGAGACUUAUCGUCUGAGGUUCCGUUCUCUUCAAGUUGAACCAAAUGAGUCCCCCAGAGAACUCUUUGUGAGACUAAAGGAGCUCUAUGGGAGAUGGGUCAGACCCAGAGGUAAGACCAUUGAUGAAAUUAAUGAAACAAUAAUCCUUGAACAGUAUUUCCGAAUGCUAUCGCCAGAACUCCAAGUUUGGAUCAAGGAGCGUAAUCCAAGGGACGCAGCAGAGGCAGUUUCUUUGGCAGAUGCGUUUGUGGCAGCCCGUCGAAGGAACCAAUCAUGGGCUUAUAAGGCUAUGAAAAAGGAUUAUACCCCUGCGCCAGGUAACACCAGUCCGACAGAGAAUGUUGGUAAGCCAUGUGGAAGGGAGAAAUAUUUUCCCAGUCAAACAAAAAAUCUGGGGCGGAAACCUGUCUGUUAUUUGUGUGGGAAAGAAGGCCACACAAAACCGGUGUGUCCACAAAAUCCAGCUAAACUCUCCCAGAUGUAUUUUGUGCCCAGAGGGAACCAUGCCCCAAACCCAAUGAACCAGCUGUUGGUGGAGACCACAGUGGAGAUAGAUGGACAGAAAGUUAAGGCUCUGAUUGACACAGGAAGCACCCAGUCACUGGUUCAUCGCAGAUGAGGGACAAGCUGGAGAAGAUGACCACCUUGGCUCAGGAGCAUAUGAAGGUCUCCCAGCAAAAACAAAAAACCUGGUAUGACAGAACUGCUCGAGAGCGGCAUUUUGAACCAGGUCAAAAAGUUUUGGUUCUACUACCCACU